Molecule: messenger RNA, 1933 nt
Organism: Monopterus albus (swamp eel)
Lineage: Eukaryota; Metazoa; Chordata; Actinopteri; Synbranchiformes; Synbranchidae
Product: Krueppel-like factor 10
Exons: 4
Coding region: 220-1674 (484 amino acids)
Biological process (GO): regulation of transcription by RNA polymerase II
Molecular function (GO): RNA polymerase II cis-regulatory region sequence-specific DNA binding; DNA-binding transcription factor activity, RNA polymerase II-specific
Source: RefSeq, a predicted model, not a curated record
UGGUUGGUGCCAACACACCUUUGCGUUCUACUGGGCGACACUUUGAGCCCGUCACGCCCCUUCCGCACCCCCCCACUGCGUUUGAAACGAUGAAUGGGAAACCAGGAUUAAGGCGAAGUUGGAAACGUACUGUUAGUGCUGUUUUGGUUUUAGGCGUUAACACAAGACGCACUGGCUACUUGUCAGCGGCCCUGAACACUCAUUUUAGAUAUUUCCAACAUGGCACUUGAGAAGCUUCACUCAGACAUCCAGAGUAAAUUUCAGCAUGCUCCUAUGGGCGCAGGUGACGUGGAGGCUGUAGAGGCGCUGCUGUCCAUGACUAAGCACUGGAAAACCAGAAGCUUCAGGCCCAAGCACCGCAGACCACUGACUCCAUCCUCAGACUGCUCUGAGGAUGACUCUGCCCCCCUUAGGCUUGCUGUGUUACAAGAUGCUCCUUUGUGUAUGACACCACCAUACAGCCCACUCCACUGUGAGACCACCCAUUCAACCUCAGGAGCAACCUUACAUCAACCUGCAGCAGCUCCACGUCCAAGCCUGCACCCAACAGAAGAGGCUCAUCUGCACAAUUAUACUGCUGCUUCUCAGCAGAGGUUUCAGUGCACCAGUGUAAUCCGGCACACUGCAUAUGGCCAGCACACCCAUCUUGCCUCAACGGAGGAAACACUCAGUCAAGUUCAUGUAAAAGACUCUAAAACAGAUUUGAACUUGGAAGAUGGGCUGAGCAAUAAAGGUGAUGAGAUUAUUAUAAUGCAGUCUGACUCUAGGGCUUCAGCGCUACAGGAACCUUUCACUGAAGCUCUGCCAAAUGUGGCGAAAGCCAGCCAGACCCAGGUGAGUCUUUCAGGCCCGGGUGAUAAAACAGACUUAUCUCAGUCUGUCUCCUCUGUUCCAGCUGGUGUUUUUGGGGUUUCCCUUAUCCCCGUAUACUCCUGCAUCCAUCCUGUGUCUUCACUUUCUCCCACUGUGGCGCAAAAAUCUGUCAUAGCCUCUGAGAGCCAGCGGCUGCACCUACUUCCCAUUCCGUCAGCAGUCACCACCGUGCAGACACCCCAACAACAGCAGCACAAACAACAACAUGCACUACCACAGUCACAAACCCAAGUAGCUUGUCCUUCCCAGGUCUUCCUCCUUGGGGGUCAGGUGGCAAGAGGCCCCAUAAUGCUCCUUGUCCCUCAGGCAGCUGCUCCUACUCUCUAUCUUCAGCCCACACCAGUGACCCCUGGUGGCACCAAGUUUGCAGCCAUUGCCCCCGCACCUGGUCGUACCCUGUUGGAGCCAAGACAGAGCCACCUGUCCCCAGAGGUGUCUCGUGUACGCAGUCAUGUUUGUCCCCAAGAGGACUGUGGCAAGACCUACUUCAAAAGCUCCCACCUGAAGGCACAUAUGAGGACGCAUACAGGUGAGAAGCCCUUCAAAUGCAAGUGGGAGGGCUGUCACAGGCGAUUUGCUCGCUCUGACGAGUUGUCUCGUCACAGACGCACCCACACGGGAGAGAAAAGGUUUGCCUGUCCCAUAUGCCUCAGCAGCUUCAUGCGUAGUGACCACCUGGCCAAGCAUGCUCGGAGACACCUGGUAGCACGGAAGACACCCUGCUGGACGUUUGCUGUGACCCGGUCUGCUGACCUCGCUGCUUCCACAACACUCAGUCUCUCUUUAAGAAACCUUGUCUGAGGGAUCCUAAUGAGACACUAAAGAACUGGGCAACUAGAAAACUGAAUUUGAGGCUUUGUGUGGCUGGGUCUCACUGCACAGAGGAUUGUGUGCUUGAUUUUUAUGUCACCAGUCAGUUUCACAACUGUUAAACUGAAAAGUAAGUUAGACUACAGCAAGGGCGCUGCACCUUAACCACCAGCCUAUCAGGGACGACUAUAUCCUAUAUUUCUAAUAAUAUAAUAAUACUUUUUAAUUUGUGUGUGUGUGUUGAGUUAAU